Messenger RNA from Cariama cristata (Red-legged seriema), 1734 nucleotides. RefSeq names its product G protein-coupled receptor 128 (gene ADGRG7). Gene Ontology annotation, cellular component: membrane. Gene Ontology annotation, biological process: G protein-coupled receptor signaling pathway; cell surface receptor signaling pathway. The record is from RefSeq and is a predicted model, not a curated record. The transcript has 12 exons. Gene Ontology annotation, molecular function: G protein-coupled receptor activity. Lineage: Eukaryota; Metazoa; Chordata; Aves; Cariamiformes; Cariamidae.
AUGCCUCCACUCCACUGGCACAGAAUAUUGGUUGGAAUUACCUGUUGUGUAGUGACCAUGACCCUUUGGGCACUGUGUAUUUGGCAGUUUGUCCUCAGGUUUAAAACAGACACUGCAGAAUCCAUGGUACCUCCGUGCUUCUGCCUCAAUGGUGGUGCCUACCGGGAUGGUGCCUGCGUGUGCCCAGAGGAGUGGGUGGGAUCUCUUUGUGAGACAGUUAAUUUCUGUGAAGCCAGUACUUGCAUGGUGAACAUUUCUGAAAGCACUACAAAACGCCUUACUUUUGAACAGAUUAUAGUGGGUAAAUAUCGCAACUCCAAAGAAAAAUGUGAACCCAAUUCUGUGGAUGGUAACACUUCAAUAGCAAGCUGGACGUUCUCCAGAGAAGGGAGAACUCCUACUUUAGAGCCCCCCAAAAUUCUGAAUUGUAAUGAAAAUCUGGACUCCCUAGCAUCACCCAGUUUUUCUCCUUGCAAUCCCAAUCCAUAGUACAACGCAUCCAAACUGCAGCUGCGUGAUCAUGCCUGUGUCUUUUGGGACUAUGCUGCCAAUGACUGGAGCACCGCUGGCUGUGCAAAAGGAAGAGACCAGUUCUUCAGAUGCAGGUGUAACCACACUACUAAUUUUGCUGUCCUGAUGGCCUUUCAGAUCAAAUAUAAAUAUGCGAAGCCUUUGGAGUAUAUUUCUUACAUUGGCAUUGGAUUGUCCAUGGCUGGUCUGGUCAUUACCAUUUUGUUUCAAAUAUUCACUAGGCCCAGUCCUAAAAGUCGUCUAACAUGGAUGUUAGUGAGUCUCUGUUUCUCUAUGCUCCUUUUUAACAUCAUCUUCAUCUCUGGAAUUGAAAACCAAAAUGCCAGGAAUGACAGCAGCGAUACCACCAGCUACUACUAGCAAUAGUUGCUUUGCGAUACUGCCAGUAACACCUUGCUCACAUCUGACAUGGUAGAUCCUCCCGUAGACUCCUGGUGUACAGCCACGGCUGUCCUGCAGCACUAUUUUGUGUUGGCAACAUUUAUGUCGACUGCUCUCAAUUCUGCCCAGUUGUACUUACCGCUGCUUAGAGCCACGAAGCCCCUGCCUGGACACUUCCUCGUAAUUACAUCAGUAAUUGGAUGGGGAAUCCCCACUGUAGUAGUUGCAAUAACCCUUGGAGCUACUUACAGAGAAGGAAAAGCUUUGAACUACCGACGGGAAGAAUUUUGCUGGCCUGCAGCACUGGAUCAAAAUCAGAAUAUCAGUGUGCAAAUGUCCAUGUUGUGGUCAUUCCUCUUGUCAGCACUCAUAGUCCUGUUUAAUAUCAUCGUCUUCAUCAAGAUCGGUGUCUCUGUGAUAUGGAAGAAGAACGAGAAUUUGAUUAGGAAUAAAAAGGAUUCAUUUAUGAAAAAGAUGAUUGGCACUAUCUCUAUAGUGGUAGUGCUCGGAAUCACCUGGACAAUAGGCUACCUCAUGUUAUUAAGUCACGAAGAAACAAGUCUUGUUUUCAGCUAUCUGUUCCGCAUUUUGAACACUACCCAGGGACUUCAGAUUUGUAUUCUGUACAGUUUUAGAUCACCAGUCUUCAAGAAAAAAGUUUCUGAAGUGUUUCCUUUUUUGUGGGUGACAGAGGUACCACUGUAUCUGCAUUCAAAAACUUACUACGUUUCAAAAUCACAGCCUGCAAAACAUUCGCACGAAACUUUCAGAUCAACUGAGAGUUUUUCAGAGAAUAUUUUCUGGUCUACCUUCACUAACUGA